Molecule: messenger RNA, 3186 nt
Organism: Helicoverpa armigera (cotton bollworm)
Lineage: Eukaryota; Metazoa; Arthropoda; Insecta; Lepidoptera; Noctuidae
Product: organic cation transporter protein
Exons: 4
Coding region: 297-1724 (475 amino acids)
Biological process (GO): transmembrane transport
Cellular component (GO): membrane
Molecular function (GO): transmembrane transporter activity
Source: RefSeq, a predicted model, not a curated record
GCCCGGGCAAGUACCCUGAGAUAAAAAUAUAAUCUUUUAAUCUCAUGACGAGAUCGAUUCUGAUAAAAUAUUUAUUUAUGACAUUGCCGCAUUUUUUGUGAUCUUUAUUAUGCAUGAGUCUAUCACUGUAAGAGUCACCGGUCACAAUUAAUAAGGCACAGGCGCUGGUAAACAAUGAAAAUUGAAUAGUGCAUCAAAAUUUUGAACGGUAAUUUUAGGACGUCAGCAACGUUGCUCAGGACGUCCACGAGUUUGUGAAUCCAUAAAGUUAGUCUUAAUGUUUUCAGCCAAACAAAAUGGAUGAAGACCCGAUAGAAACAGCAAUUGGUCGUUUUGGAAAAUACCAAACGUGGAUAUUGUUUUUGAUCUCAGUAGGGUGGUUUCCAUGUGAAUAUCAAUUAAAUAAUGUAGUGUUCCUAAUACCCAGUGUGGAGUACAAGUGCUUGGACAACAAUGUGACUAACUAUUGUCCUUGUAAUAACCCGGAAUAUGACACGAGCACUAUUGUCAGUUCGGUCACAAGUGAAUGGGACCUUAUAUGUAACAGGACACAUCUUGCUAGUUUGGCACAAUCGAUGAUGCAAAUUGGAAUAUUGUUUGGAAGCUUACUGUUCGGUUACUUCUCCGACAGGUCUGGUCGGAAAUCUGUAGUGCUAACGUCACUGUUCCUCGAAGUAAUAUUUAUAAUCAUCUCAGCAGUAGUUCCAUACUUUUGGUUGCUUUUGGUAUGCCAAUUCUUGAUCGGAGUAGCUAUUGGUGGAUCAAUGCUAAGUUGCUACAUACUAGCCGUUGAAUUAUGUGGAAAGUCUUUCAGACCCUACCUAUCUGGACUUAUUGAAGUGUCAUUCUUAAUAAGCUACAUCACGCUACCAAUAAUAGCUUACUUUGUGAGAGAUUGGAGACAGUUACAGUUAGUAACGUCAGUGCCAUGGAUCAUAGUUAUUGUAUAUUAUUGGCUGAUACCCGAAUCUCCUCGAUGGCUGAUAACAGUCGGCAGAAAGAAGGAAGCCAUUGACAUCCUUACACACAUAGCUAAAAAAAACAAUCGACCAACCGAUAAUAUUGAAGCAAUUGUUGAAAAGGUAGAAUUAUUAAACAAGAUUGACAGCAAGAAUCAACAGAAAAUCACUUAUGUAGACUUGUUCAGAACUCCAAAAAUCCGAGUGUACACAAUCAUAACAGCAUUGAUAUGGAUGUUCUGCUCACACACGUUCUUCGGCAUCAACCAGUACAUCGGGCGCCUGCAAGGCAACUUGUACUUGAACGUGCUGCUCUCUGCGGCGUGCCUCACUCCCGGCUUGAUUAUAGUCAUCAUAGCCACACUGCACUUGAGAAGAAAAGUCAGCAUCAUAUCUAGUUUCACGACAGCCGCGGUGUCUUUAUUAGUUUUCAUAUUCAUUCCUAGUGAUAUGAGAGCAGCUACAUUAGCAUUUGCGAUAAUUGGUUUAAUAGGAGCUUACACAUCAUUUGUUCAAGUUUACUUAUACUCGUCAGAAAUAUUCCCGACUGUAAUAAGAAAUACAGCACUCGGGUUUUCUUCCAUGUUCGCGAGAUUCGGAAGUUUCAUUGCUCCGUUUGUGGUAAAUAUCGGUAUAGAGUGGGUGUCUAUUCUCAUAUUCAGUAGUGUAGCAUUUAGCGCAGCGAUUCUUUGUUAUUUCCUCCCUGAAACUAAAGCGACUACUCUACCGAAUACAAUUAAACAAAGAGAGCAAGCUGAGAUGUAACACAACAGUUUACUAAUCCGUUAUAUUAUUUUAGAUACCUAGAUAUACUGUCUCUUACUUCAUAAGUAGGUACUCAUCUUCGUAGAUUAGAUUUAUUUUCUUACUACACAAUUAAUGAUUACACUAGUUUACAAAAAAAUAUUUUUUUUUUGUUCAUGAAAUGAAACCUAUAUUAUUUAAGUAGGCUAUGGAUGGUUACAAAAAAAAUAUUUUUUUAUUUUCCGUAGCACGUCACAAUUCGGAGAUAUCGAUGACUUUUUUUUAUCUACCCGCAAUUGUUUAAAUGCGUUUAUCGUUCUGUUUUGUAAAAAACUGUGUGAAUCAAAAGUCUCAUUUUUAUAUAAAAAUGUCAUCUAGAGUGUGUAAACUACAUCCAGAUAGAUUUUGUUAUGUUUGUGGGAAAAUUGUUCAGUUAAAUCGUGGUUUCCCUUUAACAAAACCAUUGCAAGAAGCCUAUUUACAAUAUUUUGGAUUUCCGGUGUCAAAUCAAGAUAAAAAUUGGGUUCCACUAAUUGCAGAUUGGUCCUCAGCUCCUGGUAUUCAGGUAAAAAUAGAUCACUGAAAUUUGGUAAACCAAUGAUGAAAAAUUUUACCAAAGCUUUGGAUAAGUCCAAGCCUGCAUUUCAAUAUCUCUGCUCUGUAUUUACGAAUCUUUCUGCGGCUAAAUUAAAGGAAGAUAAGAAGAAGAUAUUUGUGGGUCCUCAAAUCAGGAGAAUAUUGGACGAUACAAAAAUCGAGAGCCUUUUAACCGAUGUAGAAAAAGCAGCCUGGAACUCUUUCAAAAGUGUCGUUAAAAAUUUUUUAGGCAAUAAAAAAAGUGAUAAUUACAAACAGAUCGUUGAAAAUUUAUUGCAUAAUUAUGAGCGUAUGGGUGUAAAUAUGUCACUAAAAAUUCAAUUUUUGCAUUCCUACUUAGAUUUUUUUCCAGAAAAUCUUGGUAGUGUGAGUGAUGAACACGGUGAGCGAUUUCACCAAGAUUUAAAAUUAUUUGAGCAAAAUUAUCAAGGUUUUUGGGACGAAAACAUGCUAGGGGACUAUUGUUGGUCUGUUGUGAGAGAUACAGAUGAAAAUAUUUAUAAAAAAAGAGCAAAAAUUACCCAUUUUUAACUGUCUAUCGUUUAUUUAGAUGUGUUUUUUGUAAAAAUCUUCUUAAUAAAUAUUUCAAAAACCUGACGUGCUGGAUUUUUUUAAAUAUUUUUUCCGAGAUGUAGAUACCCAAAGUAAUGUAACCGUAUGUAUUCCAUUUCAUGAACAAAAGUCAUGUAAACUAGUGUUAUUUUUUUUAAUCAAUAAAAUUAUGUAAUACACGAGUAAAAGAAGUUAGAUAGGCAUUAUUAUUAUUAUAUGUAUUAGAUUAUGAGUUCUUAAAUCAUCUCUUUCGAACAAUCCCGCAGACCUGGCAGGCUUAAGCCCUAAGCCUCUAAGCUUUGUUGACUCUCUUUGAGGAGUGCGUGGAACGAAA